AGCAUCUUUAUUCGACCUUUUUUUGCCUUGAGUUGGAAUCUAAGGCUCGUACUGACUGCACAACAAGCCAAACGCAGCGCCGGCCGGAGAGAGGGCGGCGCUCGAGUCCAGGUCCCAGUAGCUGCUAUGAUUGCCGAGUUUGACGAGACGUGCAGGUAGCACAUAAAGGCGACCUGGCGCCCCAUCAUCGAGAUCGUCACUUACGAAUGAAAACGUCUACUGCGACCCGCGUCUCUUUCAUUUAAGUGCGCUGACAAACUCCGAGAAUGGCUGCCCCUUUGCCUCGAGGAUAUCGUUCCAUCACUGAAUAUCAUCCCCGCGAGGAUCAGGGCGACGCAAUUGUUCGAGCCGCUGCUUACCAUCGCAAAGACUACUGUCAGUCUGUGAUAUGGUUUUCGCCUCGCGAACAUGUUGGUAUUCAGUCCUCGAUAGCAACGCCCUUCGAGCGGACAUCCAAUACGGGACUUGGCUUCCUCGAUCGACUUCCCCUCGAGCUCUUACAUGACGCAUUAUUGCAUCUGGAUAUACGCUCUCUAUACAAGUUGCGACAAACAAAUCUCAGAGCGAGAGAGACAGUGGAUUCUCUGAAACAAUAUCAGAUGGUGGCCACGCAUGGAAUGAACCUUCUCUGUGCCUUACUACGAACACAAAUCGCCACAGGCGUUUCUCUGUGCGAAUUCUACGACGCUUUAUGUACCAAGGCUUGUACUCUUUGCGGCAAAUUUGGGGGAUUUGUAUCCCUCCUGACCUGGAAUCGAUGCUGCUUUGUAUGCCUCCAAAGAGCUCCAGAAACUCAAUUGCGAACUCUUGCCGCUGUCCGGAAGCAACUUAACUUAACCAAGGCCCAAUCAAACCAACUGACGUCAUUCAAGACUUUGCCUGGAAUAUAUUCGAUGAAGGAAUCCGUACAUAAAUCUCGCAUCACAGUCGUUUCUCUUCAUGAUGCCAUAUCGGUCUCCCGGCCGCAACCGCAUGCACUACCGCAAGCAGAUUCAGUGAGCUCGGAACUAUACCAAAAAUACAACUUUAUGGGGUCUUGCGCGCUACCUUACUUUGAUAGACGGACCGGCAGAGUCGAACACGGGAUAUCAUGCGCUGGGUGUCAACUUGCUCUCGAAAAAGACAUCAUUGGCUCCAGGGGCGAGAAAUGGGCUUUCGAGGUUCGCGACAUGGUAUAUGCGCAAGACAGCUUUUUGGAACAUUUUCGGUGGUGUGAACAGGCACAGCUGCUGUGGGAAUCGAGUGACGAAGGUCACAACCGGCCAAACGAACUACCAGAGGCUGCUCGGAGAGGAGGCUUCUUCAAUAAUAGAGACUGACAAAGAUAUUAAAACUGUUCGCCCAUAAAUUGCCAACAGGCUAUCUACAAUGCAACGCGUACAAGUAGAAAGCAGCCAGAAAGCGGCCAACCCUCAGACUACCUACAGUGGGGUAGCAAAAGUCUAGCUGAUUCCCCAACCAACGUCGCAAGUUAUCAAACUCAACAACACUUACCCUCUAUUAUAUCCCUCGCCUAUAUACAAAAUAGUAGGCAAAAAUAGAGAUGAAUAGAGCUGCUUUUUCUCUGUGUAUAAAUCCACAUGACUUUACUUUUCUAUGUAAAUCACUAUUGUUUUAAAAAGUCAAAGAGGCCGACUUCGGAUAGCGACAUUGUGUGAUUUUGCAUUCGGCG
Colletotrichum navitas is the source of this 1672-nucleotide messenger RNA. RefSeq lists its product as uncharacterized. The transcript has a single exon. Lineage: Eukaryota; Fungi; Ascomycota; Sordariomycetes; Glomerellales; Glomerellaceae. The record is from RefSeq and is a predicted model, not a curated record. Bases 267 to 1319 code for a protein of 350 amino acids. Gene Ontology annotation, molecular function: protein binding.